CCCACUUGCCCAGCACAUGGGUUGGUAUGAACUCCACAGAUGAAGUAAAGAUUGUACAGGUACAAAAUGGAAAUCAAGAAUUUACCAGGGUACACCAGACGUUUACAGGCGCAUUGGGAACUAUGCCUGUCCAGAUUGGAAGGAUCGACAGAGUGCAAAGCAAGACCCUCUACCAACAGUACCAAGCCAAGAAACAACAGUUGGAAAAGCAGAACCCUGGAACAACGAUAGAAAGGACGCUGUGGCAUGGGACUCCACAGCGGGCAACCAUGAGCAUCAUGACGUAUGGCUUCAACAGGAGCUACUGCGAUAAAGACAGUAAUGCCCUUGGGGAAGGAGCUUACUUCACCUCUGAUGCCGCCUAUGCUGCUAGAGACCGCUAUGCGCCGGUCGAUUGUCAGGGCAACCGACACAUGUUCCUCUGUAAAGUACUCACAGGAUCAUACACCCAGGGCCAACCUCAAAUACGAACACCACCACAAAAGGACCCUGCUAAGCAAGAACUGUACGACAGUGUUGUAGACGAUCCAGCGAAUCCAAAGAUCUUUGUCGUAUUCAGUGAUACGCAGGCAUACCCUGAGUAUCUUAUUUCAUUCCAGUAACAAUGUGAACAUGAGUUUAGGAACUGAUUUGGCAUGUCAGUAGAAAAAUGGGUAUUUACCGGCGUGAAUCUUGUUAUUUUGAACUUGCAAUAGUAAUUCUGGAUCAAUAUCAUCCUUUCCU
Messenger RNA from Haliotis rufescens (red abalone), 723 nucleotides. Its product is annotated as protein mono-ADP-ribosyltransferase PARP15-like. The record is from RefSeq and is a predicted model, not a curated record. Gene Ontology annotation, cellular component: cytoplasm; nucleus. The coding region runs from base 27 to 602 and encodes 191 amino acids. The transcript is spliced from 3 exons. Gene Ontology annotation, biological process: negative regulation of gene expression. Gene Ontology annotation, molecular function: transcription corepressor activity; NAD+ poly-ADP-ribosyltransferase activity. Lineage: Eukaryota; Metazoa; Mollusca; Gastropoda; Lepetellida; Haliotidae.